AUGGGACUCGCUGAGAUUGACGGUCGCCCGGUGGCUAUCGGUGGUGACGACUUCACUAUAUCCGGUGGCAGCCCGCACAAUGUGCGCAAGCACUCUCGCCAGUUCACUCAGCCGCUUGCCACGCAGUACGGUAUCCCAUACAUACAGCUCGUUGAAGGUGUAGGGCAUAGCGCCAAGGCGGACGAGGCUGCUGGGCACAUGGGCUUGCCCGGCGGCGAUCUGUGGUGGAAGGGCGUCGAGCUUAUGAAGCGCGUCCCGGUUGCCGCAGGCAUCAUGGGGUCGGUCGCAGGCGCACCCGCAGCCUUCGCGCUUAUGUCUCACUUCACCGUAAUGGUCAAGGAUCAGUCUCAGAUAUUCCCAUCAGGCCCGCCCGUCGUGCGCCGCGCCAUCGGUGAGCAGAUGGACAAGGAAGAGUUAGGCGGCUACAAGCGCCAUGUUCACGAGAGCGGGCAGGUGGACAACGAAGCCGAGUCCGAAGAGGACGCCUUCGAGCAGAUAAAAACUUCAUAUCUUAUUUGCCGAACACUACCAACGAUGUCGCGCCGCGCGUGGAAACCGGCGACCCGCCUGACCGUCGCCCCGAAGAGCUGCUGA
This is a messenger RNA of Geodia barretti, 594 nucleotides long. NCBI's taxonomy places the organism in Eukaryota, Metazoa, Porifera, Demospongiae, Tetractinellida, Geodiidae. The record is from the annotation of a GenBank genome assembly.